This is a messenger RNA of Lycium ferocissimum, 2917 nucleotides long. RefSeq names its product ankyrin repeat-containing protein ITN1-like. The coding region runs from base 1109 to 2605 and encodes 498 amino acids. NCBI's taxonomy places the organism in Eukaryota, Viridiplantae, Streptophyta, Magnoliopsida, Solanales, Solanaceae. The record is from RefSeq and is a predicted model, not a curated record. Gene Ontology annotation, molecular function: protein phosphatase 1 binding; protein phosphatase regulator activity. Gene Ontology annotation, cellular component: plasma membrane. The transcript is spliced from 5 exons.
UUAUGCAUGGAACUACUUUCCUCUAAAUUGGACACCGAAAUAAUCUUUUCCAUCAUUUCAGCAAAAAACCAUGAACUUAUCAUCUUUCAAUCUAACUUCCUUACUCAUCUUUCUUGUUCCACCUUUAAUUUGUCUAAUCCUCAAACAAAUCAAAUUCACCUUCUUGAAAAACCAAAAUCUUCCACCUUCACCAUUCCAAUGGCCACUGAUAGGAAACAUACCAAAUUUUGUCACAGGGAAAAAACCCCAUGUCAUAGUUACAAAAAUAGCUCAAAAUCUUGGCCCUUUAAUCUCUUUAAAAUUAGGUAAACAACUUGUAGUCAUAGGGUCUUCACCAGAAUCUGCUAUUGAAAUCCUGAAAACUCAUGAUAAAAAACUCUCGGCUCGUUAUGCACCAAAAGCAACACCAAUUAAAGAAUGUGAUCUUAAGAGAUAUUCACUUCUUUGGUCAACCGAGUGUAAUAGUCACUGGAAAUCUAUAAGGGUGUUAUGGAGGACUCAGCUUUUUUCUAAUAAAGCAAUGGAAUUAUUUGCUAACAAAAGGGAAAAAGGGGUUCUUGAUAUGGUGGAUCUUUUGGUAUUUAAACAAGGUAAAGUUGUGAAAAUUGGGAACCUUGUUUUUAGUGUUGUUUUUAAUGUAUUGGGGAAUAUUUGUUUUUCAAGGGAUAUGGUUAAGUUGGAUGACGAGAGAGGUACAAGUGAGAUGAAAGGGCACAUUUGGAAGUUUAUGGAGUGUGGGACAACUCCAAUUUUAGCUGAUUUUUUUCCAAUUUUUGAUGGGAUUGACAUUCAAGGUCAAAAGAAAAAGGCAAAGAAGUGUCUUGAUAAUUUGUUUAAGGUUUGGGAAGGAAUAAUAAAAAAGAGAAGAGAAGAACAACAUUGCAAUGAAUCUGAUGUCAAGAAACAUGGGGACUUCUUGGAUUUAAUGCUUGCUAACGGAUUUUCUGAUGAUCAAAUCAAUUACAUGCUCCUGGUCGGAUAUAUCUGCUUUUUCUUAACCUGUCUUCAACCCGACCAUAUCCGAUCCGAUCCGCUUGUGCGUAGGUGUUUGUGUUGUAUGAAAGAAGGAUUCGUCCAUUGCUAGCUAGCUGCAACAACUUCAAGCAGUAUGCCGAUGGAUCGACAGUUAUACUUAGCUGUCCAGCAAGGUGAGUUGAAGGUGUUGGAUGAAUACAAGAACCAAAUUACAACCGAAUUAACUCCUUAUAAGAACACCGUCCUCCAUGUCGCGGCUGAAUUUGCUGAUUUAUCUUGGAUACAAGCCGAGCAGUUUCUUGGAGUGGUUGGUCCAGACUUGCUUUUCAGCUUGAAUUCUAAUGGAGAUACUUGCAUUCAUGUGGCUGCCAGGCAAGGCCAUUUCAAUCUUGUCAAGCCUCUCAUUGGCUACAUGAAAAAUCAUCAAGGGCUCGACAUCGAGGCAUGCCAGGAGUUGCUAAGGAUUACCAAUAACGAUGGAGACACGGCCUUGCACAAAGCUGUAAGAUACGGGCAUCACAACAUUGUGAAACUCUUGGUAAAAGAAGAUGCUGACUUCUUUCAUCCACCUAACAAUGCUGGGAAAACUCCACUCUAUUUAGCUCUGGAGGGAGGAGAUGAAGAUUCUGCAAAAUUGAUCUUGUGCAACUCUAAGUCAUUAUCUUAUGCUGGGCCUUGUGGCACAACUGCGUUACAUGCUGCAGCGAUAUAUAAUGCAACAGGAUGCAUGGACAUGAUAUUAAGAAAUGAACCAAGUCUAACAAAACAAGUAGAUGAUUUGGGAUGGAGUCCUCUCCAUUUCGCAGCAUACUUUGGGUUUGAACUGCUGGUAAGGACACUAUUAAUGGCAGAUAAACAGAUGGCUUCUGAAACCACGAAAGAAGACAAUAAAACACCUCUGCAUUUAGCAGCCAUUAAUGGUAAAUUAAAGGCAAUGGAAGAGAUUUUAGAGCAGUGUCCAGAUUCCUUAGAGGCAGUGACUACUCAAGGCCAAAAUGUUCUUCACCUUGUAGCAGAAAAUAUUGUUGAUUAUGUUAAGCCAAUCCAGGUUCAAAGCCCUCAUCUUCCAGAAAGAUACAAAUAUUUAAUGGGAAAGAAGGUGCAGAGCAUUCUUGAGAGAAAAUUGGCUAAACGAAAGAAUGACAAAGGUGCACCAAGCUGGAAAGAAAGAGCAAACACACAUUUGAUAGUUGCUACACUCAUAACAACAGUUUCUUUCGCUGCUGGCUUUACCCUUCCUGGUGGCUACAAUGGUGAUGACGGUCCAGACAAAGGCAUGGCAAUCCUAUCGAAGAAAGCAGCCUUGAAAGCAUUUGCAAUAGCAGAUACCAUUGCAAUGAUAUCAUCUACUGCUGCGGUAUUUCUGCAUUACCUUGCUACCUAUGACCAAGGGACCAUAAGCCGUUUUCGUUACUUAGGCGCUGGGACUCUUGUCAUGGUUGCCAUGGUAGCAAUGGUUGUAGCAUUCAUGGCUGGCUUGUAUACGGUGCUGCCUAAUUCUGAAGGCAUAGCUUUAGUUAUCUGUGUAAUGUGUUCUUUGUCACUUGUUGUUUUUAUAAUUCUUUUGGGUAAGCGUAUCUAUGAUGAAUAUUACGGCUUUAGAAAGAUUGAAAAAGAAGAAGGGUCUUAAUAAAUCUUGAUAUGUUAAAUCAAUUUUAGGUUUAUUCUGAAACCUAGAACUUCAUGUGAAUGUCAAGAAAGAUUUUUCAUUUCUAUUUGUUUGGCCUUUGAAUGUUUGUACUAGUACUGUGUUGAUUAGUUCUAACUUCGGAACUAGGGGUGAGAAAAUACAUCAAUAAAGAAGAAUUUCCGGCUUCUAUUUUUUUUUUUUUUUUUAAAAAUAAGCCAUCACCAAUGGUUGUGAGCCAUUGAUGUGGGGGGUUAGGCUUGACCCCUAUCAUGUCCAUUAAUCCAAAAAGAUACAGAGUUGAGGGAGGACAUG